AUGGGCUUUUCACUUAGAAGGGUGCGUCGGUUUGCCGUCUUCUUAUCUGGGCGGGUUCGGCGAUUAUCGGGAAAGACUCGUUGUUCGGUUUGCAUGAAAUAUUACAAGUCCCAUAAUCUAAAGGUCCUCCCUCACUGUGCCCAUAAUUACUGCCGAGAUUGCCUCCGUCGGACCUUCUCGCGCCUUCUAUCCGAUAGCGGCGAGAGCACCGUUCCUCCUCGCUGUUGCGGGCACGAAAUUACUCUCGCAAUCACUGGGGACUUCCUUGACGGAGUUGAGAGCCCCACCGACACUAAAGGACUCAAAGAACAGUAUCUACAGGUCCUUGAAAGGCGUACAAACGACCCUAUAUUCUGCUCGAGGGGGUGUAUCAAAGACGGAGACGCGGAGGUGGGUGCCGGUCUUGAUACGAAGUGGUUUAUUACGCCAGAGGAGAUCAAGGAGGAAGAAGACUUGGCAAUAUGUGGAAAAUGUAAAGGAGCAGGGAUGUUGGCUGUGCACACGUCGUUUGCAGGUGUGGGAACGACGUUUGGCUCGCAUUUUAGCCCUUCAACCUUCAACAAUGAUACUAAUGGAAUCUAUUACUGCGCUAUUGGGCUGGCGGGUACUUCAUUUUGUCUACCUACGCAGGCGUUAAAAGCUUCUUUUAUAGUUCCCUCUCUCUUUUAUAUUCGAUAUUUUAGUGAAAAAGAACUAAAAUUGCCAAACGCUGAAGGGCUUACUCCAUGA
Messenger RNA from Morchella sextelata, 729 nucleotides. RefSeq lists its product as uncharacterized. The transcript is spliced from 7 exons. Bases 1 to 729 code for a protein of 242 amino acids. NCBI's taxonomy places the organism in Eukaryota, Fungi, Ascomycota, Pezizomycetes, Pezizales, Morchellaceae. The record is from RefSeq and is a predicted model, not a curated record.